Molecule: messenger RNA, 2286 nt
Organism: Engraulis encrasicolus (European anchovy)
Lineage: Eukaryota; Metazoa; Chordata; Actinopteri; Clupeiformes; Engraulidae
Product: schwannomin-interacting protein 1
Exons: 7
Coding region: 912-1700 (262 amino acids)
Biological process (GO): positive regulation of hippo signaling
Cellular component (GO): plasma membrane; cell junction
Source: RefSeq, a predicted model, not a curated record
UUAUAGGAAGACCGCUGUGAUUACGUCUGAUGAACCGAUGCCAUUGUCCAAAGUUUUAUUGUGACAUUUACCGUUUUAUGCAGAAUUCUUCAUAGGCCUACGUCAAUGUAUAAUCAACUCACUAAAAGAAUGUAAAGUAGACUACAUGAAAACAGUGUAUGUUGUGAAAGCAUUUAAGAAAGAACAGGCUUUAAAAGAUCUGACCACUUCAUGGCUACAUUUUAUCUGCGCCUAUUGCGCAACAACUCAGCCUAUUCCGCAGACGUGAGUUGAAAAACUAAAUGAGUGAACUUUCAGAUCAUGGUUUGAUGAAAAUCGAUUAUCUGGCUACUGCGUGGUUCCAUCUAGAUAGCCUACGUUGGAGUCCGUUCUCAGCAAGGCAUGCUUGUGUGAACCACUUCCAAAAGGCUGCGCAAGAAUCCGAGUUUCCCCAUCUGUUUCGAGUAGACAUAAGGAUUGUGAAACUGGACACCUAAACUGUUGCUUAACCCUUUGUACCAUCCUGUUUGAGCGUGUUGUGUUUUGUAAAGAACUGAAACAAAUCCCUAAUGUGCAUAUGGCCACUACGACACUUGAAACGCACGACUAGAUUAUCUACUUGAAUGAAAAACGCAAUUUAACGGUGCGCAAUUUUACGCGUGGAGCACGCAGUCUAAAAAAAGAGUUUUAAACAGUCUGGGAAGUGGGAAGGCUCACAGGGCGGGAGGAAAGGGAAGGGGGUAUGGGUAUUUCCUUGCUCAAGAGGAAGGCAAAAACAUCUUUUUUAUUUUACGGUUAGUAUUAGGCUGCACAUCAUGCUAACAGACUUGAGGCGCAGGGCGCGACGCAGCUGUUGCUGCUGACAUGUCCGCUUCUCAUCGCACUUGAACUAGCUCGGCUGAACAGGGUGUCGUCAGGACUUCCAGUCCUGAAUGGAGGGAGAUAUUGAGAAGACCCGGAGGACUCAAGUUCAGGCUAGUGAUGACAUCAAGCUCUCAGGUCGAGGGGUCACUGCUGAGGGUUCCGCAGCUGUUCAAGACGUCGUGGGCUGCUGUGCGCUGCCUGACGACGACCAGUCUCUGCCCAUCAUGCACUGGGAAGCACUGAGUUUGCGAAUUGCAGAACUUGAAAAACAAGAGGAGGAGAGGAGGGAAAGAGCGAAGACUUUGAACAUACCAGAAAGAGGGAGAGUCUUUGGGAGCUGGAGAGAGGACAAGCAGCAUGUGUUUCCCGUUGGCCAGUGGGCAGAUUCGGAUGACGACGACGAUGACUGUGGAGGAGGAUGUCGAUCGCCUCUCAUGAAGCCUCGAUUCAACAGUCAGAAAAACCUUCAACUGUGCUUCAUCAAUAACAGUGAGAGUGAUGAGGAGGAGGAACAAUCAAGCAGUGAGUGUUCCAAAGAGGGUGAGGCACGUGGAGGCCAGUCCUCAGGGUUGAAGCUGGAGGUCCAGGCCGCACUAAGAUCUCUACGUGAUCAGCUACUGGCUGACCAGAAGGAGAAGGAGCGGCUGACUCAGAGUGACUGUAGCGCGGGCAGGAAGCUGCUUGGCCGAGCCGACCUCCAGACGUGCAGUAUGGAGCAGCUAGACUCUCUCAGGGAGUCCCUCUACAGCGAUAUCCACGACCUGAGUUCCCAGCUGGUUUCUCAACUCCUUGUGCGGGAUCAUUUACGGACAAAGCAAGACGCCAUGCUUCUGGAUGUACAGGAUAUGACGUCAUGACAAAGGAACAAGUUACACAGAACCCUAACCCAAACAAUUUACUCUCUGCCUGGCAACUUAUCACAUUGUACUCCCACGACUGUCAGAUCUGUCUGUGUCUUACUAAGACUUAACCAUCUGAAUAACUGUAGCAUUCCACAUAACUCUAAUCAUGCAAGAGGAAAGAGGCAUCCUCAGAACUCGUCUCACAAUGUAAUGUGUGACAGGAGGCUGUGAGUGGGCAUAAACAGGUAGCAGUGGUGCUAUGUGUACAUAAUACUACUUAAUUAUUAUUAUUACAUUGCCACAAGUUUUAUUGUGUAUUUUAUUGUGAAACCUGUUUUUAAGUGUUUAAUUUAUAUUGAAGAAGAGAACACUAAAAAAUUAUGAAAUUGCUGUUUUAGUGACUUGUCAAAGGACAAACAAAGCUGCCAUUUAUUGUAACAGUAUAAUGGAUGUUUUUGGUCAGUCAGUUGUGGUUUAACAAAUGCUGCAAACUCUUAUGAACGAUCACAAUUGUUCUUGUUAAGGACAACGACAUUGUUAUAUUCAUGUCCAGUAUUUUCUGCAUAUUUGCAUUUAAUAAAUUUAAUUUUCUAUUAAGUUA